UCUAUAAAUUAUAGGAUUGCUUGUUAAAUAGUAGCUCAUGAGAUCGGUUUUGUUAUCAAAUGCUUGAUAAAAGACUUAAUAAAUGGUGUUUCACUGCGACAUGUUAGGUAGUUGACACUGACACUGAACAAAUAUGACGUCUUACAUGUCCAUGUCCGGGGCCAGAAUGCUGAUGACCUCUCAAGAUGUCCUGGAACAUUCAAGUCGCCUUGUGGACAAGCAUCUCCAAGCUGAUGGCAGUUACAGCGACCUUUCUGAUCUGCUCAAGGUCACUUCUCACACCCAGCCUAGCGUGAGUGGACUUCAUGACAAUGACUAUCCAAGUUUGGCCGAUUCAAAGAUUGGCCUGGAAUCAGUUAGUGAAGUGAGUGCUGUCAGAAAACACCCGUUACCUCAUGACAUCAUUGAACAGUUCGGGCAUAUGCAAUGCAACUGCCUGAUGGGACUUUUCCCAGCCAUUAAACGUGCUUACAUUUGUAUCGAUAGUGAUAUAUUUGUUUGGAAAUAUGAAAACGGGAGAGAUGUGGCCUACUUUGAUGGCCUCAGUGAGACGAUCCUGAGUGCUGGCUUGAUCAGUCCCAAACCGGGUAUAUUCCAGCCACAUAUACAGUAUCUCUUGUGUCUGGCCACUCCUGUCGAGAUCGUACUCCUUGGAGUUAGUUUUUCUCAGCCGUAUGAAGGUCCAAAAGAUGCAGAUUAUGAAGACGAAGACAUGCACCUCCUGCCUGAUCCGCUGUUUUCACUAUCGACUGAUGGCACGUACAUCACUACGAUAGCUGGCACAGACAAUGGCAGGAUAUUCAUGGCAGGCAAAGAUGGUUGUCUCUAUGAAUUAGUUUAUCAGGCAGAAGAUGGGUGGUUUAGCAGAAAGUGUCGUAAAAUCAACCACUCGACUAGUUCCUUGUCUUUCCUGGUGCCUUCCUUUCUCAACUUCUCUUUUGCUGAUGAUGAUUCUCUUAGCCAGGUGACCAUUGAUGAGAGUCGACAUAUCAUUUAUACCAGGUCGGAGAAGGGCACGAUUCAGGUUUAUGAUCUUGGUGAGGAUAGAACUGGGAUGAGUCGUGUUGCCGCGGUAUCACAGCAGACGACCAUGCAGAAUGCAGCGCAUAUUGCCAAAACGAUAGACCGAUCCAACUUCAAGACAAUAGUCCACAUUGCAGCAAUUCCGAAAUCAGAGUCUAUCAAUAUUCACCUAGUAGCCAUAACAAGUACUGGUGUUAGGUUAUAUUUCACGACUUCACCGUUCCAUACACGAGACAAGAGGCCCUCCAUGCUGUCUCUGGUUCACGUGCGUCUUCCUCCGGGAUUCACUGCCAGUGCUGCAACCCAGCGACCAAGUCACAUCCACAUGGCGCACUAUAAUCGCGGCACCCUCGUUGUGGCGUCAAGUCAAACAGAGGAAAGCGAUCUUCUGUGGACGAUUGGUGGCGAUACGUUCCCUUUCCAUUCACAGCUCAUGGAAACUUUCGGAACGUCUCCGGUUGAUGGCCGAACGUGGGCAAUGUCGGAAGUGACGAGCGAAGGGACCCCAUACAACGUUCUUGAAUAUCCACAAAAUGGAAAGAUCCUUGAAAAGUCUGACCCUCCUCUUGUGGUCACACAACAUGUGGAGCCGAUUAGGUCAUAUGUACUGCUCAGUUCUCAUGGUAGUCAUCUCAUGGACAAGUACCAUCCAGUUAACCAACUUCAGCAGUUACUGGCGAGUAACAAUGGAUCAGACAAUGAGCAGGUCCAGGCAUUCUUUAAACUUCACGGGGAGGACCAAGCCUGUGCCACCUGUCUGAUAUUAGCUUGUCACAACGGAGAAGCCAAACAGUCAGUUUCUGAGAGGGCAACGCGGGCGUUCUUCCUCUACGGAGGGGAACCGAAGCCAUCGUUCUCUGGUUCACAGAUAUCAUCCCCUGCUGUUAGUAACGUUGGACCGACUGGGUACCAAACUCAACAAGGUUUGCAGUCGAGUGCCUACCCUCCUAACGUGACAAUGUACAGCCAGACAGGGGGACAGUCGUUUGCCUUCACACCGGGACAUGGUAUCCAGCCACAACACAUGUCCACCCCGAACCCCAACUACGGCGACCACUACAUGUACGGACAACACCCUAUGACACCUUAUCCAAUGGUAUCAUCCAGUGGUACUGGACCUGCACCAAUCGCUGACGUCACAUUCUCAGGAAAGCACAACGGCAUCUGUAUCUAUUUCAGCAGGAUUAUUCGUCCACUGUGGGACAACAAGAUCGUCUCGGAUAUUCCUUAUCAAACUCCUGCUGGGAAAAGUCAGUUUCUGGCGAGUCGUUGUGAAGGGAAGGAACUGAGCUGGCAUCUGUGUCAGCUGGAUGGACUUAAAGAUUUCAUGGACGUGAACUCACAGUUCGUGUCACCUAUAGCAAAGGAACUGAGCUGGCAUCUGUGUCAGCUGGAUGGACUUAAAGAUUUCAUGGACGUGAACUCACAGUUCGUGUCACCUAUAGCAGUAGACAGUUUGGGUGGUUACACCAAUAUCCAGCAGAGUCGUCUCGUUGGACAUUACCCGGAUAGUCAACACGACGAACAACAACGCCGCAAGUUCCAGCUGGAGGCUCAGGCACAGGAAAACGCCUCUCUGCAGUAUGUGCAGCAGUUGGUACAGAGAACAAAUGAGGUCCUGGGACUGUGGAAGAUCAUUACGGAUCAUCAGUUCCAUAUCGUGGCGGCCGCUCUCAGCAAGGACCAGCUGAACCAGUUGAAGAGUAUGACGUUUAGGAAUCUGGUGGUGAAUGGGAAAGAGAUGUGUUGUGCCUUGAUCACCUGCCUCAUCAACUGUUACCUGAACGAUAAUGCCACAGUUGACGCCAUCAGUAAUCGACUCAGGGAGAUCUGUCCGUCAUUGUACAGCUGUGAAGAUGCUACCUGCUCCAAAGCCAACGAGAUCCUGAAAGCUGCCAAAGUCGUGCAGAAUAAACAAGAGAAGGAAAAGAUGCUGAGGGAGGCACUCAUGCUGUACAAGAACGUGACAUCCCAGCUGGAUCUUGCAAUGGUGUGUUCACAGUUUGCCGGCGUGCGCUACUUUGAGGGGAUAGUUGACCUGUGUCUGGCCGCGGCAGAGAAGCGAGACCCGCAGCAGCUCGCCAUGCACUUCUAUAACAAUGGAGCAAGAGGAGAUGACCUGGAGGGGCGCAAUGCUUAUAUUGCCAGAUCUGAUGCUUACAAGCGCAUCACUAAGACAUUGGAGAACCUCAUGACCAUCAGUUGUAAACAUCCCCAGGCUCCGAGCGUCCCCCAGAUGCCUGGACCUCCACCAGCUCCAGAUCCAAACCAGAUGUCCAAUGCCGAGGCAGAACAAUAUAGUGAACAAGUGUUACAGCUUGGACUCAAGUCCACUGAUGAACUCUUCCAUGUCGAGUUGUACAGUUGGUUGAUAAAGUACCAGCUGACAGAGAAGUUACUUGAGAUCCAGUCACCAUUCUUGGAAGCAUAUCUGAAGAGGGAGGCCAUGUUCAGUCCGGAUGAUCUCAACAUUCUUGAUCUCCUCUGGAAGCAUUACGAGAAGUCAAAGAAUUAUUCUGCUGCUGCAAAGAUUCAGGCCAAACUUGCUGACCGAGUGUGCACUGACAUUCCUCUCCGUACAAGAAUUGAAUACCUGUCGAGAGCUAUCAUGUGUGCUAAGAGUUCCGCCAUGCAUUCCGGCUCAGCAAGCGAGGGAGAAUUCCUGCAUGAACUUGAAGAGAAGAUGGAGGUUGCUCGUCUCCAGCUCCAGGUGAUGGAAACGCUACAACGAUGGACGUCUGAUCUUCCAAGAGUAAAAGAAGCGCUGAGUCGACUCAAUACUGAGCUAUUGGAUAUUACCACUCUCUUUGUUGAUUUUGCUAAUCCGUUCUCCCUGGCUGAAUGCAAGUUGGCUAUCGUUCAUUGUGCUAGCCAUUACGACCAGACUCUAGUUGAAUCCAUCUGGACUGAUAUCAUUGAGAAAGAGUUGACGGCCACUGCUGCACUACCUCCCCAGUCACGCAUGAACACGCUGAGUAACAAGAUCGUCGCUUUGGCUCAACUUUACGUAUCAACGGAGAGAUAUUUCCCAAUAGCUUAUCUUGUGAAAUAUCUUGAGAAGCGUAGCUGCCAGCAGAAUUUUGACAUCAAAUGGGUGUUCACCAUUCUGCAGAAGGUUGGAGUGAAACUGGCCACUCUCCAGGAGGUUUAUGACAGGCUCUUCAAAUCAAAGGAUCCGUUCUGGGAGGCAAGCAAGAAGCCUCUUCACCUCCUUCAUGUCGUCUGCCAGCUCUUGUCAUCAUUCACCGAGAAUCCAACACGAGUUCCCAACUAUGAGCGGAGACAGUUGACGACCGUGUGUCUCGAUGCUUUAGCUGGAUACCUGGUUGAGCUGCAGGCAAUGAGUAGCACCGAUCCGGCCGUCACCAGUCUGGUAGCAAACUUCAAGCAACUCCAGGCGAAGCUUGAACGACUUCUAUCAUAAUAGUCGGUGUGUUUGGUAUUCUGUUUACGUUGGCGACUUACACAAGUCUCAUGCAGCCUUUUCAAGUUCUUUUCAACUGGUUUGAGUUGAUUUAUCAUGCACUGGGGUGUAACUUGGGAAAUGUUGUGACCCUCUUCACUGCCUUACCUGCAUUGUCCACUGUUGUUCUCAGAACCUGCAUUGUCCACUGUUGUUCUCAGAAAGUCUUCUGUCAUGGGAUUAAGUAUCAAUGCCUUUCUGAAAUGUUGUAAUUACUGACUAUUAACUUGACAAUGAUACUUGCCCUAAUGUUCAACCAGCUUUGUGUUGUUAGAAGGAUGUUAUUGUAAGCAGUAGUCCAAAACUUCUACAGAUAACCUGCGCCGAAUGAGCUGAUUUAGUGGAGAGAUGCACUGCGGUGCACAACCACAUCAGUCUUGAUGGAUGUGGCCCAAAUGCCUGUAGGCUUCAGUCUCAGUAACGAUAGUCCUGGUAACAUGUAAUUGUAGACAGUUUUGGUGGUAACUUGCAAUGCUUCAAAACGUUACUGGUUUCAUACCAAAAAUAAUGAAUUUACAAAUAUUUUAUGCUUAAAUUUUGUAAACGUAUUUUUUUGUAAUCACA
Lineus longissimus is the source of this 5050-nucleotide messenger RNA. RefSeq names its product nuclear pore complex protein Nup155-like. Gene Ontology annotation, cellular component: nuclear pore; nuclear pore inner ring. Lineage: Eukaryota; Metazoa; Nemertea; Pilidiophora; Heteronemertea; Lineidae. The transcript has 30 exons. Gene Ontology annotation, molecular function: structural constituent of nuclear pore. Bases 134 to 4447 code for a protein of 1437 amino acids. The record is from RefSeq and is a predicted model, not a curated record. Gene Ontology annotation, biological process: RNA export from nucleus; protein localization to nuclear inner membrane; transcription-dependent tethering of RNA polymerase II gene DNA at nuclear periphery.